ACGAUGUCAUCGACCGAUGGAGAUACGUAUGAGUACACUGCCAACACGUCGUCAGAAGACCGGUUCCAUUAUGCUGAGGGGAACAGCAUGAAGGACUAUGAGCAUGAGACUUCGGAUCUGGUCUACCAGGGCGGUCACCAGCAUCCCGUUGUACCAGCAUCAACACCAGCAGCAGUCUCGGUGAAGGCGAAUGGGCGUCGUGGCCUCGCACGGGACAGCCACGUGAUGACGACAGCAGCAGUGGCCCCAGCGGAGGCCUACAUCUCCAGUGACUAUGUCACCGCUCGGGACACGAGCAAGCAGCCGACUCCCAAGCGAACGAAAGCUUUCGACGUGGCUUCCCAGGGCGUCUCAGUUGGGCAAGGAGGCCCGGAACAGGGACGCUCCAUCUUCGGGAUGCCAGCAGGCACGUUCACCCUCUACACCAUCCUGAUGGCCCUCUUUGUGGUGGCGCUCAUUUACGUCUACGUUCUGUUUAGACGGGACCCGGUUCGGCCACCGAUAGCCAAGAAGCUGGGCCGGUGGGCCAACGACAGUGCUUCCACUGUCGAAUGA
Messenger RNA from Dermacentor silvarum, 555 nucleotides. RefSeq lists its product as uncharacterized. The record is from RefSeq and is a predicted model, not a curated record. Bases 4 to 555 code for a protein of 183 amino acids. NCBI's taxonomy places the organism in Eukaryota, Metazoa, Arthropoda, Arachnida, Ixodida, Ixodidae. The transcript is spliced from 2 exons.